AUGGUUGCUCAGCUCCCGAACAGCGCCACUCUGGGCCAGACUAAGAGCGAAACGACUGGAUCAGGUGUUUCAAAGACUGUCCUUGAGGGUGUUUUCCCCAAUUCCUGGUACACAGAGCCGGCCUUCUACGACUUUGAACGACGAGCAAUCUUCUCGAAGCGAUGGCUGCUUACGACGCACCGUCUCCGCCUCACAGAACCGGGCAGCUAUCUGAGGUUCGACAUGGCCGGCUUCGACUUCUUCUUGAUCAAGAAUAAGGCGGGUGAAAUAAAGGCCUUUCAUAAUAUCUGUCGCCAUCGAGCAUAUCCUCUGAUCGACAAAGACCAGCCGGAUCAAGGGAAAAAGCAAAUCAUCGCCUGUGGUUAUCAUGGCUGGGCAUUCAACCUGGACGGAAAGUUGGCCAAGGCUCCCAAAUUUGACGAGACGAAGGAUUUCAACAAGGACGACUACAGUCUCUUUGCCAUUCACACCCACGUCGAUAAAGCUGGAUUUAUCUGGGUCAACUUUGACUCUUCUGAGACUCCAAUCCCGUGGGAAGAGCUGAAUGCCGGAACCGACGAGCAGGCACGUCUUCAGGACUUUCCGAUCGAUAAUUAUGUCUACCACCGAACCUGGACUACCAAUGGCAAAUACAACUGGAAAUUGGUCGGUGACAACUACAAUGAAUGUUACCACUGCAAGGCAAGCCACCCCGGCAUCACAAAGAUCACCAACUUGGACCGAUAUUCUGUCGAAGGGCAUAAUGGGCGUCUAGAACAUUUCCCCCCGAACAGAGAUGAUAUCAAGCCCGAAGACUUUGAGUAUUUUGGAAAUGGAGCCUUCACCUACAACUACCCUAAUACCUCGGUAAACAUAUCGACGCCUUACAUCUAUAUCAUGCGUGUCAUCCCCACCGGUCCGACCACGGUCACCACGGAAUACCAAACCUUCCGGAACCCGGCUUCCGACAUGGACAUUUUCCAGCGCGCGGCCGACUUUUUCGAGAGCAUCGAACUUGAGGAUUACGACCUGAUGAACGGCGUCCAGAAGAACCUCAACACCGGGGUCUACGUUCAGGGACCUCUGCACACCAAACGUGAGGGCGGCGUACUCUACUUCAAAUCUUUGAUCGAGGCCGACCUAAAGAAACAUAUGGCGAUCGAGACCGAAGCGGGUGGCCGGCAAGUUUGGCCAGCGAAGCGCAGCCAGCAGCUCCACAAAGACGUCGUGGAGCAAGAACAAUUCUGCUCGGCGGUUUGUGCCUGCGCCGUCGCUCAGAAACAGGCUCAACAGCAAAUGAACAUUGUACCUAUGGGCAAUGCUAAUAACGAAACAGAGAUUACGGUCUAG
Exophiala xenobiotica is the source of this 1329-nucleotide messenger RNA. RefSeq lists its product as uncharacterized. The transcript is spliced from 3 exons. The coding region runs from base 1 to 1329 and encodes 442 amino acids. NCBI's taxonomy places the organism in Eukaryota, Fungi, Ascomycota, Eurotiomycetes, Chaetothyriales, Herpotrichiellaceae. The record is from RefSeq and is a predicted model, not a curated record. Gene Ontology annotation, molecular function: iron ion binding; 2 iron, 2 sulfur cluster binding.